This is a messenger RNA of Eimeria tenella, 1911 nucleotides long. RefSeq lists its product as uncharacterized. Gene Ontology annotation, biological process: pyridoxal 5'-phosphate salvage. Gene Ontology annotation, cellular component: cytosol. Gene Ontology annotation, molecular function: pyridoxal kinase activity. Lineage: Eukaryota; Apicomplexa; Conoidasida; Eucoccidiorida; Eimeriidae. The record is from RefSeq and is a predicted model, not a curated record. The transcript is spliced from 4 exons. The coding region runs from base 1 to 1911 and encodes 636 amino acids.
AUGGGGCCCCCUGCAGCCGCUGCUGUUGUGAGGCGGCCGAGGGGCCCCGCAGCAACAAGCCAAGACCUCGUUUGUCUCAGCAAAUUCAGGAGCAGCAGCAGCGAGUACGCACGCACAAUCGAAGUCCUGCUGCGCUGCCACAGCAGCAGCAGCAGCAGCAGCGAAGCAAGAGCACCAGACACCGCGGCCGAGAAGCCUCGAGACAGUCUCUCCGUUUCCCAAACACAGCGGCAGCAGCAGCAACAACAACAACAGUGCCUACACCAGCUCGAGCAGCCUAAGCGACAGCAACUGCCGCCGCCGCCGCACCAGCAGCAGAAGCAGCAGAAGCAGCAGCAGAAGCAGCAACAACGGGCCCACAAAACCCCCACUCGCGAGAUCAGACACCCCAGCCCCACCGCAUCCACUGCAGCAGCAGCAACAGCAGCGACUCCCAAAUACUUCAGCAGCAGCAGCAGCAGCAGCACCCCAGCUGCAGCAGCGAGAGCAGGAGGAACACCCCAGCGGCAGCCCCUUAGGAACAGCAGCAGGAGCAGCAGCAGCAGCAGCAGCACCAGCAGCAGCAGCAGCAGCAGCAGCAGCAGCACCAGCAGCAGCACCCGCAGCAAUACCAGCAGCAGCACCCGCAGCAGCAGCAGCAGCACCCGCAGCAGCAGCAGCAGCAAAAUGAAGGACUACGGGCGCGUGUUGGCGCUGCAGUCGCACGUGGUGCGGGGCCACGUUGGGGCAGAUGCAUUUUGCUUCCCGCUGCAGCACUUGGGGCUGGACGUGGGGUGUAUAUACACCUGCCAGUUCGUGGACCUUUUCACCCACGAGGGUUCGCAGCUGCAGCAGCAGCAGCUGCAGCAGCUGCUGCAGCACUUCCAGGCCGCGGCCUUCCUGCCUGCUGAUUCUGCGGGCGGCGCUGCGCCCCCCGCUGCAGCAGCAGCAGCAGCAGCAGCAGGCGGCUACGAGCCCCCUUUUCGCUACAUUGCUUCCGGAUUUGUGGGGAGUGGAGAGCUGCUGCAGCAAAUUGCUGAGUGGCUGGGGGCCCUCAGGGGGGCCCCCGGGGGCCCCCGGGGGCCCCUCUACUUCUUAGACCCUGUUUUAGGGGAUUGCGGCAAGCUGUACGUACACCCCAGCUGCGUCAGCAGCUACAGCAGCAAGCUGCUGCCUCUCGCCGAUGUCAUUACACCCAACCAGUACGAGGCGGGCUGGCUGCUGGGCAGCAGCAGCAGCAGCAGCAGCAGCAGCAAGGAGCAGCAGCAGCAGCAGGAAGGGGCGGGGUGGCGGGACUGCUGCUGCGAGGCCGUACCCAUUGACAAUUUUGCUGCUCUUUUUGCUGCUGUUGCUGCGCUGCACCAGCUGGGGCCCGAAGUGGUGGUCAUUACUUCUGUGCAGUUCCCUUCUGCUGCUGCUGCUGCGGAGGCCCACGCCAUCCUCGCUGCAGCGCAGCAGCAGCAGCAGCAGCAGCAGCAGCAGCAGAAACCCGAAGACUACUUGUUCAUCGUCGCGUCCCGCAGGGAGCGGGAGGUGCAGCGCUGCGCGCCCUCAGCAGCAGCGGCAGGCGCAGCAGCAGACGCGGGAGAUGCAGCAGCAGCAGCAGCAGCAGCAGAAGCAGUAGACGUGCUGUAUGCUGCUGCUGUGCCCAUCAAACAAGGAUAUAUAGGAGGCGCCGGAGAUUUAUUUGCUGCUCUUUUUCUUGGCUUCUUUGUCCGGGAGAAUUUCCAUCUGGGAAAAACUCUGGAGAAAACAAUUGCUGCAGUCCAGGGCGUGAUAGAAGCCACCAUAAGCCGCUCGCCGCGGCCACAAACUGUGGAUGCUGUUGCUGCUCAAGAAUUUAUUCUUAACCCCCCGCCCUCCUGCAUGCACCCAGUGGUGCUGCUGUCGCGGCAGCAGCUGCAGCAGCAGCUGCAGCAGCAGCAGCAGUGA